AUGUCUGCUGCCCAGCUUCUCAACCCCAAGGCCGAAUCCAGGCGGCGGGGCGAAGCUCUCAAGGUCAACAUCACCGCGGGUGAGGGCCUCCAAGAUGUCCUCAAGUCCAACCUGGGCCCCUCGGGCACCAUCAAGAUGCUUGUCGAUGGCGCCGGUCAGAUCAAGUUGACAAAGGAUGGCAAUGUCCUCCUCCGUGAGAUGCAAAUACAAAACCCCACAGCUGUUAUGAUCGCCCGUGCUGCGACCGCCCAAGACGACAUUUGCGGUGACGGCACAACGUCGGUGGUGUUGUUGGUGGGAGAGCUCCUCAAGCAGGCCGAUCGUCACAUCUCCGAGGGUCUUCACCCCAGGAUAAUCACAGAUGGUUUCGAGAUUGCCAAGUCCGAGGCGCUCAAGUUCCUCGAUGAGUUCAAGCUCCCUCGCGACGUCGACCGCGAGCUCCUCCUCUCCGUCGCCCGCACAUCGCUUGCCACCAAGCUUAGCGCCAGCUUGGCCCAGAGCUUGACCGCCGAUAUUGUCGAUGCCGUCCUCGCUAUCUACCAGGCCCCGGCGAAGCCCGACCUUCACAUGAUCGAGAUCAUGACCAUGCAACACCGCACUGCCUCUGAUACCCAGCUUAUCCGUGGUCUCGCCCUCGACCACGGCGCCCGCCACCCCGAUAUGCCCAAGCGCGUCGAGAAUGCCUACAUCCUCACCCUCAACGUCUCCCUCGAAUACGAAAAGUCCGAGAUCAACUCUGGCUUCUUCUACUCUAGCGCCGAGCAGAGGGACAAGCUCGUGGAGAGUGAGCGCCGCUUCGUCGACGCCAAGCUGAAGAAGAUUGUCGAGCUCAAGAAGGAGGUCUGCGGCAACGACCCCACCAAGAACUUUGUUAUCAUCAACCAGAAGGGUAUCGACCCUCUUUCUCUGGAUGUGUUGGCCAAGAACGGUAUUCUCGCUCUCCGGAGAGCGAAGAGGAGGAACAUGGAGAGACUUCAGCUCGUCUGCGGCGGUAUUGCUCAGAACAGUGUCGACGACCUUUCACCGGAGAUUCUCGGCUGGGCUGGCCUUGUCUACGAGCAGCAGCUUGGAGAGGAGAAGUACACUUUUGUUGAGGAGGUCAAGGACCCCAAGUCCGUCACCCUCCUUAUCAAGGGUCCCAAUGCGCAUACCAUCACUCAGGUCAAGGAUGCCGUUCGCGAUGGUCUCCGCAGUGUCUACAACAUGAUUGUCGACAAGAGUGUUGUUCCUGGCGGUGGUGCUUUCCAGGUCGCUUGCGCUGCCCACCUCAAGAGUGAUGCUUUCACAAAGACGGUCAAGGGCAAGGCCAAGUGGGGUGUUGAGGCUUUCGCCGAUGCUCUUUUGGUUAUUCCCAAGACCCUUGCCGCUAACGCCGGUCUUGACGUUCAAGAUUCUCUCGCCGCUCUUCAAGAUGAGCAAGCCGAGGGCAACGUUGUCGGUCUCGACCUUGCGACUGGCGAGCCUAUGGACCCCACAUUGGAGGGUGUUUACGAUUCGUUCAGAGUAUUGAGGAACUGCAUCGCCUCCAGUGCCAGUAUCGCAUCCAACUUGCUGUUGUGCGAUGAGCUUCUCAAGGCGAGACAGAUGGGUAGGGCCGGAGGUCCUGGACCUGGCAUGGACGGACCCGAUUCUUAA
Molecule: messenger RNA, 1635 nt
Organism: Sordaria macrospora k-hell
Lineage: Eukaryota; Fungi; Ascomycota; Sordariomycetes; Sordariales; Sordariaceae
Biological process (GO): protein folding
Cellular component (GO): chaperonin-containing T-complex
Molecular function (GO): ATP binding; ATP hydrolysis activity; ATP-dependent protein folding chaperone
Source: RefSeq, a predicted model, not a curated record